Messenger RNA from Folsomia candida, 4000 nucleotides. RefSeq names its product plasminogen activator inhibitor 1 RNA-binding protein. Gene Ontology annotation, molecular function: RNA binding. The transcript has 8 exons. Gene Ontology annotation, cellular component: nucleus; cytoplasm. Lineage: Eukaryota; Metazoa; Arthropoda; Collembola; Entomobryomorpha; Isotomidae. The record is from RefSeq and is a predicted model, not a curated record. Bases 21 to 1424 code for a protein of 467 amino acids.
UGGUGCGUAAAAGCUGAAUUAUGGAGAACGCGUACGGGAUAGGAAUUACCAACCGGUUUGGUUGUUUCCUCCGAAGAGCUUCUUCCGACUCUGAGGAUGAAACUGAAGAAGUAUUGAUGAAGUCUUCCGACGUUGCGCCCAAACCCAAGCCUAAAAUUGCUGAAAAGGAAAAUCAAAAGGUUGACGGUUCGGCAAAAUUGGAUAAAACCAAUGCAGCUGCAAGGAAGGGGAUUCGUGACUCGAACCAAAAAGGCAAUGAUGCGGCAAAGGGACAAACUGGUGGAGUUGGUAAUAGGACAAUUACGGCUAACAAUGAUGGCGGUCAACAGAAACAGAAUCGUCCCCCACGAACUGAUCGGCCACCAUUUGACAAGGAACGAGGCAUGAAAUUUUCGGAAGAUGAUCGUGAAGAACGUAACAAUCGAAGAAAUCGUGAUGAUGGAAGCCGUGGAGACGCUGGUGAUUUUGGUGACCGCCGAGGUCGAGGAGGGGGCGGCGGCGGCGGAUUCCGAGGUGAGCGUCGAGGUAGUGGACCACGUGGAGGGGGUGGAGGCGGAGGAAUGUCUCGUGGUGGACCCAGGAAACGUGAAUUUGAUAGACAAUCUGGUUCUGAUAAGAGUAGUGGUGUGAAAUCCGUGGAUAAACGUGAGGGUGGUGGAUCAAGGAACUGGGGUACUUAUAAGGAUGAGAUUGAACCGGAGACUACUUUGAAUACAACUGUUGGCGAGGAACCUACGGAUGACAAAAUUGAAAAAGAUCAUACGGAUGAAAAAAAAGAGGAAAAGACAGAGGGUGAGGAAGCUGUUGAAAAUGGCCCUGCUGAACCGAAAUUGAUGACCCUUGAAGAAUGGAAGGCUGCACAGCAACCAAGACAAAAGCCGGUGUUUAACCUUCGAAAAGCUGGCGAAGGAGAAGAUCAAGCCCAAUGGCAAAAUCUGACCUUGAAAAAGAAGGAGAAAGUUGUUGAUCAAGAAGAAGAGGAAGUUGAAGACGAAGAGGAAUAUGAUUGCCCCCAACGAGCUGGCCGACAGAAGCAAGUCUUGGAAAUUGAUUUCCACUUUGCCGAUUCCCGACGUGGCGGACCAAGUGGUGAACGUCGUGGAACUGGUGGACGUGGACGAAGCAGCACUGGAGAUCGAGGAAGUGGUAUGGAUCGCGGAGGAGAUCGCGGAGAACGAGGUGGGGAUCGCACUGGAGAUCGAGGAGAACGAGGUGGAGAUCGCGGUGGGGAUCGGGAUCGUGGAGAGCGAGGUGGUCGUGGAGCUCCACGUGGAGGUGGUGGAUUCCGCGGUGGGCGUGACAGCGGUGAGGGAGGAGGAUUCCGUGGUGGAUUCCGUGGAGGACGAGGUGGUCGCGAUGAUCGACCCACACGUCAAGCUGCUCCACGGGUUGAUGACGUGAACGAUUUCCCAAGCUUGGAUUGAUCCCGUUCAUAUGCAUCACAUCUCAGCAUCUUCUUCAGUCAAGAAACAUCAAUAUACUACUACAACUAAACCAACCAGCUUAUACCCGUACUUGCAAAAAAAUAACAAUUCACACAUUCAACCGCCAUCUAUAACAAGAGCUAAAAAUAUUUGAAUUGUUGUUUUUAACAAAAACAUCGUCGACAUUAACCAAGAUCUGAAAUAGUCGAAACAGUUCUCCAACAGCUCUUAUUCACCUUCUCUCUUCUGUAAACGGAGUUGUCAUUCUUCGAUUCAUAUGUGCAUUUUCUUACAACAGUCCUUACGCAAAUAACGUAAAAAUAUUAUCACGUAUAUAAUUUUAGUGGCAGUUCUCCAGUAAAAAACUGGGAUAUAUAAGAUGCCUAACUUUUUAAUUAGAGCAAAUAGUAUAUAUAUAUAUCGAUAAUGUCGCCGUCGUCUGUAUAUUGCAUACUUUUCUAGUUCAUUAGCAGUGUGUUCUAUUUUACCUGAAAAACACGCUGUACUGUGAAGUAAAAAAACACAUACGUUCGUUUAUUGUUAGAGAAAAACUAAGUUGUUUUCCAUUUCUAUAAUCUAUAUGAUUCUCUCUAUAUUUACAUAUUUCAAAAAGAAAAAUAAGGAGCUCUGUAUGUACCACGGUAAGUUACUUAAUUGUGUCCGAAUUUAGACUUAUCAUGGGCAAUGGUUUAUUAUUAUUAUAUAAAAUAUGGUUCCGGUUAAACGUAACACGCGGAGAACGUGUAUAAGAUACGCACUAGUUGAGGUGCCUAAAGGUUUACCACUAAAAUAUUAGAAAUAUUAAGAAAUUGUUGAUGCAUGAUAUAGGAUGGGUUGUCUUUUAAUACUGUUGGGCUAUCAUCACCAAGAGGGAAAUAAUAGGUUUCGUUUAAUUACUCCUAUGAUUGUGGGUGACUGUUGUGAUAACUUUCGUAUUUGUGAAGAAUUAAUGACAACUUAUAUGCCUCAGUGUGUAAAAUCCAGUUACUAUGUAUUAUUAGUACCAACCCUAACUAAGUAUAUGCACAUGACUUUAUCCCUAAUUGUUAUUAAGUAAGGGUUAAUUAAUAGCUAGUUGCAGUCAUAUUUUUAACGAAUUUUUUUUGUUUUAUCUAUCCAACUUAAAAAAAUUAAAAUACAGGUAUACAGACUUCAAAAAAUCCUUUGUGCCCUUUUAUCAAUCUCAUCCCCGUUAUUUGUCCCGAAUCAUUUAAAAAAAACUAUUUGGUUACCGUUUAUCCGUAUCUGUAAAAUGAGUGAAUAGAUUCACCGGAAGAGAAGAUGACCGACUACCAUCAUCAUCAGUCAUCCACAUUUAACAAUUGAUUAAUAAUGAAUAAAAUUUCCCAUCAUCAUUAGUUAUUAUUAUUAUUAUAAAUAUAUUAUAAUGAUAAUAAGCUAUUAUUACACAACUAUUCUAUGCAUACAGCCAGCCUGUGUUAACUUAUAGAGCUCAUAGACUUAACAUGUCGUAGGAGGUGAGGAAAGGGGAUGAAAUGAAAGAAGAAAAGUAUUGGAUAUUUCUAGUUUAUAUUUCAACAACGAAGAGAAAUAUAAACUAGAAAUAUCUGAGAGAUUUUCUUUAUACUCUUGACCUAGUUUGUUAGUAGUAUGACGAGUAUAUAUAAAUAUAUUUGAAUAUGUCGAUGUUAUAAUAAGUAAUUCCUUAAAAAUUCAAAAUUAUACAUACGACACAAUAACUUUGUUCGUUGUUGUUGGCAAUUUAUGCCAUGUUUGCAACAAAAAAAAACAAGUCAAUUAAUCAUUGUUACGUAUGUAGUAGAGCGAGUAUCAUCAUCCCAAAUUUAUUAUUGUUAUCGAGUGCCCAGUGUGAUUUUUUUGGUCCAACGAUAUUGUUAUUACAUGUUCGAUUGUUGUACUCAAACAUUAAUUUAAUAUUAUUCUGUUGAAAUUUGUCACGAUAUGGCGUGUGUGGUAGACUAUGUACACAGAAGAAAAUUGUACAAAAUUCCUAAAUCAUGAACUGUUUUUGUCAUCACUCACUCGUGUGAUUAGAGAUUGAUAUGUUUUUCUUCUUGUUUGCUAAUAACUCUUCCUUCUUUUUAUUAAUAGUGUGAAGUUUGCGAGACAAAAUUAUUUGAUUGAUUUGAAUUUUAUUAUUAAUAAUAGAAUAAUAUUAACUAAUUAGUCGUAGAAGUAGUGGUCCAAGAAUAUAUUGUUAUCUUAAAAAAAUAAUAUUCUGUAGCUUUUUACUGAGCCUGAAGAAACCGAAAAAAUGUACAUAAGUUAUGGUUCGUAUUUUUAUGGUUAUGAUGAUGUUAUUAAGUUUAGUACUCUCUCAAGUUUUUUUUAGUUUAUUGUUCCAAUAAGAGACGGCCAACGUAAGUAAAUCUAUAAAAUCUGUAUACUUUUAAUAAAUUUGGUCCAUACAUUAUCAAUUCUUGAAGAAAAAAUUGAGGAAGCUCAAAAAAAGUAUCAUUGUUAACGUGUUCUGCGUUUGAUAUGAAAAAUACUACUGCACACAUAAAAAUAAUAAUCAACAUUUAUAGAGGCUGGUGUGACAUCACAUUUAAAAUUUACCAAUUAGAAAAUUGCAAAAAUGUGUUAGCUAAAAA